This is a messenger RNA of Papaver somniferum (opium poppy), 3509 nucleotides long. Its product is annotated as probable serine/threonine-protein kinase mps1. Gene Ontology annotation, biological process: RNA processing; mRNA 5'-splice site recognition. Gene Ontology annotation, molecular function: protein binding. NCBI's taxonomy places the organism in Eukaryota, Viridiplantae, Streptophyta, Magnoliopsida, Ranunculales, Papaveraceae. Gene Ontology annotation, cellular component: U2-type prespliceosome; commitment complex; U1 snRNP. Bases 269 to 3136 code for a protein of 955 amino acids. The transcript has 13 exons. The record is from RefSeq and is a predicted model, not a curated record.
UAUACGAACCUUCUAAUAUAACUUUAACUUGAAGAAUUUGAGUCAUUCUCUAGGUUGCAUAAAAUAUAAACGCCACGGUGAUCCAACCGAAUACCAAAUAGUCUCAUAAAUCCCACGUUCCAAAUUCCGUAACCUAACACAAAAAUUACUCAAGACUUGACUCGAGCCUUCUUUAAAGAAUGAAGCCGUUGUGUGAUUAAUUCCCGGUCGGAAUAACUAGGGUUUGUUGUAACGCGAAUAAUUACUAUAUUCCCAGUUCAUCCUAAGAAUGGCUGUGUUAAAUCAGUUAGAGAUUCCUAAUCAUCCAACCAAAACUAAUGAGGCCAUACUACAGGGAUCUGGUUUGCCAAGCGCAACAGAGUUCGGUGCAUGGACUGCUCUUAUAGCAAAGACUGAAAAGACAUCACCUGUUGACUUGGAGAAGAUCUGCCUAGUAUACGACACUUUCUUGUCUCAUUACCCUUUGUGCUAUGGUUAUUGGAAAAAGUAUGCUAAUCACAUGGCAAACCUGUGCACCAUUAACAGGGUUGUUGAAGUUUAUGAACGAGCAUUAGAAUUUGCGACCUACUCUGUUCAUUUAUGGGUCGACUAUUGUACCUUCGGCAUGUUGUUAUUUGAAGAUCCAAAUGAUGUUCGAAGAUUAUUUGAAAGAGGAAUGUCAUUUGUUCGCAAAGACUAUUUGUGCCAUCUCUUGUGGGAUAAAUACAUUGAAUUCGAGUAUUCACAGAAGCAGUGGAAUUCCCUAGCUCAUAUCUUUAUCCUAUCUCUGAAAAUCCCAACCAAAAAGCUGAAUAGCUACUACGACAGUUUUAAAAAGUUCUCCACCAUUUGGAAAGAAGAAAUAGUAUCACAAGGUAGUGCUGUCACAGACAUACAACCAGGAUCUGAUUUUGAGAUCACUGAUGUAGCAGCUUAUGAGGACGAAGAUAUCCUUGGUGUGAUUAAAGACCUUCUAGAUCCUGCACUUGGCAUGCGUAGGCUUAAUGCUUUGGAGAAGUAUUUGUCAGUUGGAGAACAGUUCUAUCACAAUGCUAGUCAGAUAGAUGCAGAUAUCCGAUGCUUUGAGGGUUGUGUCAAGAGGCCUUAUUUCCAUGUGAAACCGCUUGACCUUAGUCAGCUAGAAAACUGGCAUUACUAUCUAGACUUUGUUGAGAUGCAAGGGGAUUUUGACUGGACUGUAAAACUUUAUGAGAAAUGCUUAAUUCCAUGUGCUAAUUAUCCGGAAUUUUGGAUACGCUAUGUGGAGCUCAUGGAAAGUAACGGAGGAAGAGAAAUAGCAAAAUUUGCUCUUGAUCGGGCAACAAAUAUUUUUGUGAAGGGUGUACCAGCUAUCCAUUUAUUUUCUGCAAACUUCAGGGAGAAAAUAGGAGAUGUUUCAGGUGCCCAUUCUUCCAUCCAUAGUUGCAGUGCGGAGUCGGAUUCUGACUUUAUUGAAAGAGUUAAAAGAGAAGCUAACAUGGAAAAACGUCUGGGAAAUAAUGAAGCAGCAUAUAUUAUAUAUGAGAAAGCCCUAGAAAUUGCAAAAGAAAAGCAAAUGGCACAUGUCCUUCCCACUCUUUAUGUUCACUUUAGUCGAUUCAAAUACAUGGUCAACGGUUGUAUAGAUACCGCUAGAGGUGUCCUCCUCCAGGGUUUUCAUCAUUUGCCUCAUUGCAAAUUACUUCUAGAGGGACUGUUGAACUUUGAGAUGAUGCACAGAGGGCCAUGGAAUGUAAAAUUGGUUGACUCUAUUGUUGAGCAUUCAGUAUUUCCUGGGCCUAAUUCAUCUAAAGUUCUGAGCCCUGAAGAUCGUCAAGAUAUUUCAAGCUUAUAUUUACAGUUUGUGGACCAAUGUGGGACAAUUGAUGAUAUUAGGAAGGCACGGGAACGGCAUAGGAAGUUAUUUCCACAUAUUAUGAGCCGUACAUAUUGUAUCACAGAGGGUCAGGAUAUGAUCAUUAGUUUGCCUUCUAAUGCUCCUGAAGAUAAAGUUUCCGGUAUAUCAACAGAGUGUUUGACGCUUGACCACAAACGAGCAUCUCCAAAAGGACCUGACAUCCCUAAUGGAACCCCGUCAGAAGGUAUUGAUGAUACAAAGAAGACUCCGCAACCACAGGUAUCGCCCAAAGUUGUAGAACAGUCUGAACAAAGUGUAAUGGAGCAGAAUUCAGGGGAUAAUGAUUUAGUAAAUGAUGUCAGUAAACAGUGCGAAACUUUGAAAUCCCCGCAACAUCCUUUGGAAGGUGAACAUGAAGAAGAGCAGGAAAAUAUGGAUAUUGAGCCAAAGGAUGCUUCUAAACCACCUGAACUGAAAAAUGUUUCAAUAAAUCCUCGGGAUGUAGAAAGCCGACAUUUGACCCCCACUGUUUCUCAUGAUAGUGAUGAUCCUAAACCAGACCCUACAUCACAUGCAAGUGAACCAGAGAAUGAUGCUUACGCAUGCACGAACUCUGAUCACUCGUCCCAAGUUCAUGUUCAAGCAGAUUCUGACCCUUCACGUUUGUCAGCUAAUCCAAGUUUUCAACAAACUCAAUCUCAGAAUCAGCCACCGGGGUCGAGAAAUAUUUUAUCUGAUUCAUCCGCUGCUAAUGAUGGAAAUCGAUCUCAGAUUAACUUUAAUUGGCAAACUCCUGGAGAUGCUAGAAGUAGCUUGCAAGGUUAUCCUCAAAACCAGUCAUCCGUCGCACAAUCAGGAAUUUUUAUGCAUCAAGUUUAUCCUCCGUUCGGUCAAUACCAACAAAUGCAGCCAGUAUCAAAUGUGCAGCAACAGAGUUACGCGUUUGUACAACCUCCUCCAGCUCAAGCAGGAUCCCAACCCGUUUCUUUCUCUCAUGCGCAAGUUCAUUCAUAUCCACCUCAAAGUGGGCAAAUGCAGACUAGUCAGGCAUACAUAAAUCAGCUGUGGCAUUACUAUUAUCAGCAGCAACAACAUCAACAGCUACCACCGGUACAACAACUGCAGCAGCAACAACUUGUAUUACAGCAGCAACAGCAGCAGAUACUUGUACCGCAGCAACAGCAGCAGAUUCUAAUACCACAGCAAAUGCAGCAGACUCUAAUACCACAGCAACAGCAGCUCCAGUUGCAAUUGCAACCUCAGCAAUUUCCACUACAGACACAUUCAUGGAGCCAAAUCAGUUACCACCAGCAGUUAUGAUGUGAAUAUCGAGUUGAAGUCAUGUUGCUCACUGUGUAGAGCCAAGGAACUGCUCAACCUAAUAGCCAGUCAUCUGGACCUACCAGUCCUUUGGGUACCCAAUCACAUCCUCCCAGCGUUUAAAGAAGCUCAGGAUGUUUUUCAGUAGCUUCGCUGCAUAUGAACCUAACUGGCAGUUCUCCCCUCGGAUUUGUCCGGGUAAAGUUUUUGUAAAUAUAACAGGUGUUUGUAUUUUAGAUUUGUUUGUCAGGCUCAUAACCAGAAGUAGCUAUACACUUAAAUAACUAAUGUUUCCAGUUUAUAGUGUCUGUAAGUUGUAAAGUACCCCAUGUGCUUAAGAUUACUAAUCAAAUCUUUUGAAUUUUCUCUGGCA